This is a messenger RNA of Stegostoma tigrinum, 6384 nucleotides long. RefSeq names its product niban apoptosis regulator 1a (gene niban1a). The coding region runs from base 145 to 3255 and encodes 1036 amino acids. The transcript has 15 exons. The record is from RefSeq and is a predicted model, not a curated record. NCBI's taxonomy places the organism in Eukaryota, Metazoa, Chordata, Chondrichthyes, Orectolobiformes, Stegostomatidae.
CAUUCGGUGCCCCGUGGACUGGAGCAGCCCCUGUAGAAGGUUGCCGUCCCUCUUCAUAGUCGACGGCGGCAGACAGAGAGAGAAAAACAUUCUGUAACCAGAAUUCCCAACCUGAUAUAAUGGGUGGAUCUAUUUCAAGCUUGGAUGAGAACAAAUGUAAUUAUAUCAGAGAUUUCCAAACUAUGGCUAAAUUUCAGUACAGGGCAGGAACGAAGUGUCUCAGCACGGAGCGUUCUUCCAGUGCUAUUUAAAUUUCUGCCUUCCCCCUCGAGGUGGAGGCGAUGGUCUGGUCGCGGGGGCUGUUUGUCCGAAGACCCAGGGAAGGCCGAAGCAGAGCUGAAAAACUUUUGUCCUCAUUACCAGCGGCAAUACUCUGUGGCUGCCUUCAAUCAUAUCAGAUGUGAGGUACAGCAAGACCAAGAAGCACAACCCCAACUGCUACAGCAUAAGGAUCCAAAGAGAACUGAGAAAGUGGUAUAUCAACAGGAAGUGAUACAAUAUAUAGAUGAGUUCAAGAAAUGGAAGGAACGAUAUGUUGUCAUAAAGAAUGACAAUAGCAUGGAGUGCUAUGAAAACAAAGAGGUCUAUCAGAAGGGAGGAGAGCCAAAAUGUAAACAACUUCCAACUGGUUACAGAGUGCUUACAUCAAUGAUUGAAUAUGCCUUAUUGGUGGACAAGUAUUUCCCUGAUCCAAGUGCAGCCAGUGGGAAGGAUGGUAAUCAGAGCUUUCUUGUUAACCACACCCAAUACUCAGUGUACCUGUGGCACCCAUACCGAAAGCAUAGUUACUUCUGUUUUGAGAAUGAAGAGACUCAGCGGGAGUUUUGGGCUGUCCUCAAUGAUUGUAUCCGGCACCUGAAUUAUGAAUUUGCAGAACAGAGUUCGUUUGAAGUCCAAGCUUUCUCAGAAGCCAUUCAAUUCUUCAGGCAGGAGAAAGGUCACUAUGGAUCCUGGGAAAUGAAUCACGGCAAUGAAGCAUUGAUUUUAAGCAACUUGGUGAUGGAAGAACUGUUACCUUCCCUGCAGAGUGACAUCUUGCCAAAGAUGAAAGGCAAGAAGAAUGAAAAGCGAAAGGCCUGGUUCAAUAUUGUGGAAGAAGCUUACAAUUUAGUACAAAACCAGCUUGUGGAUGGAUUGCAGUCUCUACAAGAUGAGUGCAGAAAAUCUGUGAAGGACCUGGAGGGGAUAAUUCGUUCAGAUAUGGAUCAGAUCAUUACUUCAAAGGAAUUUGCUGCCCGGAAACUUAAAGCUAUAGUGGCGGAAGAAGCUGAGAAGUGCUGCCUUGAGAAUAUUCAGCCCUACCUGGCUUCUAUAUUGGAUGAAUUAAUGGGACUGAUCAGUUCAGGAUUCACCGAAGUCCGUUCUCUCUUUGAAACCAAAGUUGAUGAAUUAAGUGCAAAAUGUCAGGAAGCUGGUGACACUGAAAAACUGAAAGAGUAUUUGAAUCAACUGAUGAACCUUCCUUUCGACGCUGUGAGGAUGCAGCCCUGUUAUAAUAAAGUUAGCCCUCUUCAAGACCAGCUUCAGGAGUUAAAGAACCGGUUCAAGUUCACCAAUACACAAUGGCUUAUUCAAACAACUCAGAACAUCAUGCAAGAACUAAUGGACAAUGCGGUCUACACAUUUGAACAACUAUUGUCUGACUUGAUGAAGGGUAAUCCACCAAAAGUAACAUCAGUUGAAAAAAUUAAGCAACGAGUGUUGAAGCAAUUUGAUCAUGACAGCAGCACUGUAAGAAAGAAGUUGUUCCAAGAAGCCCUGGUCCAAAUUGCAUUGCCAACACUACAGAAAGCAUUGGCACCAAAUUACAAGCGUAAGCUCCAGAAGUUUGAGGAAUACAUCUUUGCAGAUUAUACAAAGCUUAUUCAGGUGGAGAAUAUCUAUGAAGAAAUCUUACUUGAGACUGUUCUCAAGGAGGUGGUCAAAGUGGUGAAUGAAGCUGCCAUCUUGAAGAAACACAAUCUGUUUGAAGACAACAUGACUUAUACUAGUGACAGCGAUAGCAAUCUCACUGACAAAAAUGAAGGGAAGACUCCACCAGAUUCUCAAUCAAGGAGCCCUGCUAAAACAUCAUCCGAAGGGUCAGAUGCUGAGGGAUUAGAAACGGAAGAAAAAAUUACUUUACAAAUGUCUAGCCCUGCAACAGAAUCUUCAUUGAAUGAGAAGCAGGAAUGUGAACCGUCAUCAGCCUCUCAGGAUAACAUUCUUCAUACGACAUUAGAUUCUAAACAGAGUGGAGAAGUGAUUAUGCAAGUAGAUGCCAAUCAGGAACCUGACAAACUAAUUACUUUAGAUAAUCAGAACAAUAAUGAUAAUGUACCAACAAGUGAAUGCCAGAACAGACAAGCUGAAACACAAGAAGAAAGGAUACCUGCCCCAGCUCCUGAUAGUUUAAAAGAAAUACAUGAUCUGUUAACAGUGGCAGUUGUGCCAGUUGAAGAAGGUCCUGAGACUCAGAAAGCUAUUUCGUCUAAUGACGAAAUUCAUAGUCAAGUUGACAAGGAACCUAGUCCAAAACUGGACGAACAUUUAAAGGAUAUAGAUGAAAUGAAAGAGGUUGAUGUGUCUGCAGUUGAACUUGUGGAUGGUCAAAGUGAGGAAAAUAAGGAACCUAAAGUAGAAAACAUACUGGCAUCAGUUGAAGAACUUGUGCAAAGCCACAGUGAGAAAGCUAAUGAACUCAAAGCCUUGCAAUCAACAGUUGAGGAACUUGGGGAAGAACAAAGUGAGGAAGAUGAUGAAUCUAAAGGCUCACAGUCAACCAUUGAGGAGCUUUUAGAAGACCAUGGUGAGGAAGAUAGGGAACCCAAAGGCUCACCACCCACAGUUGAGGAGCUUUUGGAAGAGCAUGGUGAGGAAGAUAAGGAACCCAAAAACUCACCAUCCAUGGUUGAGGAGCUUGAACACAAAACCUCACCAUCAACAACUGAAGAAAGUAUGAAAAAUCAGAGUGAGGAAGAGGAGUCAAAAGAAGACUUAACAGCAACUGUUAAUAAUGUGGCAGAUGAAGAUAAGAAAGCUGCAGAACCACUAAAGCAAAAUGAAUGUCCAGCAAAAGAACCUUGUGUUGACAGCAUUGAGUCUAAUCAUGUUUCUGAAAGUACUCCAAUGUUGCACAAGGAAGGAGUUCAAGAAGUGCAAACUGUAGAUACAACAGACACUGAAAUAGCACUUGACUAUUCUGAAAAGGACAAGGAACAAAAUAUGUUGAGCCUGGAUGAAGCUAACGAGGGUGAGAAAAAUUCACAAAUGUAGAUCAUCAUUGAUGUAAAAAGAAAAGGGAAGCAAUUGGUGGGAAGUGAUCCAUCAUUGCAGUAAGCAAAUCGGUUGAAUCACCAAACAUUGAAGGAAGCAUCUUGACGAUCGAACUCCAUUAAAACAAUUUGAAGAACACAAAAAACCCCAGUUCUACUUUUACCUGAGGCCUUUGCAAAGAGAUUUUAUCACAUUUUAUGUUUUCUAGAUUACACUGGGCUGUACUUCCUAUUCUUGUGCUAUUCUUUUGAAGUGACAAGAGAAAAAGUCUGUUCUUGAUUUUCUUUUUUAUCUUUUUCACCAAGUAAGGCUUCAAGUGGGUUCACAAAGAUUUGGAAUGAAUGGACUGGAAAAAAAAUAAACCAUAGCUUACACUCAAGUGCGCCAAACAAUAAUUGAAGAGUUUGCUAUUACAAAAAAUUGUGAAAAAGAAUAGAACAGUUUGUAUCACAGAAGAGGUGGCUAUUAUCACAAAUCAACACAACUACAGGAGGUUCAAAGCCAGCAACUUUCUUUGUAAUAUUAACAAUAAUCUUCAAAAUAGAUUAUAUGUUCAAGUCUGCAUUCAAGUUUUGGACAAUAUCCACAAAAAGAUAGACAUUGUAAUCCGAUAUAAUUUAGUUUUUUGCUGCAGCUGUUCAUUUUAAUGUAUAAAGGAAUUACUAAAAUUACGUCUGAUUUUCACAUGCUGACAAUUCUUGGAAUGCUGUACAAUUAUUUGCAUUACUCUGUUUAUAACAAAUAAUUUAGGCUUCAGUUCAGUAUGGCUUUAGCCAUGAAUUAAACCUGUAAUGUAAUCAUUUAGUAGAAUGCUGAGUUUAGAUUUAUGCCGAUGCCAAGACUUCAUGCCUGUAUGAUCACUUUCUUAUUUGCUGUUUAAAAUAAGUGCAGCAAUAGAUCUUGCUAUUAUUUGCUGAUUAAUGGAAUGAAUGUCAAUGUUUGUGUGGCUCCACAUUUUCUAACAUUCCAGCAGCUUAAAGUGAUACUAGCUUCUAUUGUUUUUUGCACUUCAGGGUUUGGCAAUCGCUCUUAUCCUGCUCUAAAGUAUAGUGUAAAUCGAGCAACCAUGAUAUUUCAAAUGCAGCAUUCACAUUGAGUUAAGCAGAACUAAUAACAUAAAGUUGGAUGAUUUCAAUGCAGCCGAAAAUGUACCUGCUCAGCAGUCAUUUCUUUCAAACUUCAAUAUCAGUGGCCACUGCUGAAGUUUGAAAGAGUAAUUCAGGGUUGUAGUUGUCAAUUUCCAAACAAAAACUCAUCAGCUACAUAACUAAAAAUGUAGAGCCAGUCAUUGCAAUAAGGGAAAUAGAUUGAACAUUUCCAUUAUCUUUCAAAUUGAGGGAUAGGACAGUUCUACGCUAGGACCUGGGUUUGUCCUAUGUGAGCAAUUCAAACCCCUCUUUUCAGAAAGAUAUAGAAUGAAUAUCACUGGUUUUGUUCUGGACGAUAGGAGGGAAAAUGGGCCUUUGUCUCAGAAAUAGUCACUUUCUGAAGCUUGAGAUGCAUUGUAGAGGUACGCUAGUUGAUGGCCUCACAGCACUUGAGCUGUAUAUUACAGAAAAUCCAAAAGAGGGAAGAAACAAAUACUUAGCAAGUGGAAUUUUAAAAAAGCAUAGAAUCACACUAUUAUGUCCAGGGAUGAUGAUUAAAAAAUACACAGCACUAAAUAAUUAGAGAUUAUGUAACUGCGAAUAUCACAUUAUUUUAAUUGUUGUAAUAACCUAACUUAUCACAAUUUUAAACAAAAAUCUAUUGAUUUGCAAUGGUACUGUACACCUAUCAGUGUGUCUGUUUCCUUAUUCCAUAGUAAAAGAUCUUGCAAUAAAAUAUUGACUUUAAUUAAUAACUAGAAUGGAGUGUCAAUUGACUAUGGUUAUAGGAUAUUACAACAGUAUUAUCCAAAUUUGAUCAGUGGAAUAGAAGAGUUUCAUUUUCAGUUAAUAGCAACACAUUUUAUAAAAAUGCACCAAUAGUCAAUAAGUGUGCAGACAUAAUGAGGCUAAUAGCUUAAAUUAUCCAAUCCUACCCUAACUUGCAUUCAAUUAUGUAUCAAACAUAGAUCUUGCUUCUUUUAUCGAGAAUUAGAAAAUCCAUAAGAGUUCUAAUUGAAGGCGAUAAUAAGUAAACCUGACCAGAUGCCCCACAGUUGAUGUGGCAUUUUUAGCAAUAAAUGGAUCCAGUGUUCUUUGUUUAAUGAUAUGUUAAAUAUAAUCAACUAACAAUACUUUCUAAAAUAUUUAGUCAAUUUUAAUUACUUUACAAACAACUACAUACAUUGAGACAGUAGUUUUAAACAUGAUAUUACCAAAGAGCACAGUGAUGUUUGGUGGUCACUUGGUUCAGUCACAUCUUUGAGUUAGCUCUACGUAACUGAGCAUUCUUGUUUUUAUUCUUGGGUCUUCUGCUUCUAACUGUUUCAAAAAAAAACACUUUACAUUUUUUUAUAAUUCAUUUACUUGCUCACCAAAUACUCGGAAUGGACAAAGUCUGCAAUUGCUUUACCAAACAUAACUUUUUUUUCGGUCUGUGCUAAGUCACUUCAUUUCAAUUGGGGUGACCAGUUAGGAACAGGGAAUUAAAGGGAGAAAGAAAAUCUCAAGAUAGUAUUCCUGUUCUGGAAAGUGAAUAUGUAGAUACAGCUAAUCGUCGGAUCAGGUUUUGCUGUGCAUCUUCAGUGGUACUUUGGACUGCUGACAUGGCUCUGACUUUUCUCUUAUAGGAUAGGUUUGAUGCCAGAGGAGAAUUGUGGUGGUCCUUCCACCCACUGCUGAGUCCUGACCUUCUACACGGUUCUUCCUUUGUUGAUGCCAAAGGAGCAGGAGGAGAUAUCUUAAAGGAAAGAGCAGAAGGCCUUUUUUCAUUAAUUAAAUUCUUUCCAUGAGCCUAUGUAGCAAGGAAGGGGAAGCUAAAUGGCUUUAAUUGAAGUUCAGGAGCUCUAAGUGGGUCUUUCUCCUCCAAUAUUCAGCUGCGUGAAAUUGUUAUUGCACCAGAGGACCUACCAGAGUUUCAUCCCUUGUGUGUUCCUGCAGUCAGCAGUAGCAGGGCCCAUAAAAAGAUCAGAGAUAAUGGGAACUGCAGAUGCUAGAGAAUCCGAGAUAACAAAGUGUGAAGCUGGAUGAACACAGCAGACCA